Strigops habroptila (Kakapo) is the source of this 5082-nucleotide messenger RNA. RefSeq names its product pleckstrin homology domain containing O2 (gene PLEKHO2). The record is from RefSeq and is a predicted model, not a curated record. Bases 234 to 1955 code for a protein of 573 amino acids. Lineage: Eukaryota; Metazoa; Chordata; Aves; Psittaciformes; Psittacidae. Gene Ontology annotation, biological process: macrophage apoptotic process. The transcript is spliced from 6 exons.
GCCGCCGGAAACCCGGCGCUGCUGCUGCUGCUGCUGCUCCCCGAGAAGUUGGUGCGGAGGCGAGAGCCGCGGGGCCCAGCUCGGCUUGGCCCGGUUCGGCUUGACCCGGCUCGUCCGGUCCCGUCCCGUCCCGGCUCGGCUCGGCAUGCCCGCCCGCCCGGAGCCGAGCGGGGCAGCGGGGCGGCGGCGCAGCCCCUGAGCGGGCGGCGAGAAGCGACCGGCCCCGGCCCGCCAUGGAGCAAGAUACAAAGGAGGAAGUCUCAGAGAAACCAAAGCCUGCUCCGACCGCAGAGAAAUACGGCUGGAUUAAGAAAAGCAGUGGGGGGCUCCUGGGAUUAUGGAAGGAUCGUUACAUCCAGCUACGGAAAACCCAGCUCGUGGUCUAUGAGGAUGAGGAUGAGCAGAAGUGCAUAGAAACAGUGGAACUGGAGAGUUAUGACAAGUGCCAGGAACUGCGAGCGCUACUCAAAAGGAAAAACCGUUUCAUUUUGAUCCGCUCCCCGGGUAAGAAGGUUCAUGAUAUCAAAUUUCAAGCUCCAACUUUGGAAGAAAAGGAAUCGUGGAUAAAAGCUCUUAAUGAAGGGAUCAAUAGAGGCAAAAACAAAGUAUUUGAUGAGGUGAAAGUGGAUGAGAGCCUUUCCUUGGACCAUGUAACUCGGGACAGAGUGAAAAUGACCCACGGACGCAGGCCACCCACGAGAAGCCACCUAAAGGAGGCUGCCAAGUCUACAUCUGAUGGUAUCCUGCGACUAGAUCUGGAUAUAGUAGACAAUGGACCACCAAACUUUGAUUCCACUAUCAGCGAAAGUGACUAUGAACCUCCUCAAAAAGAGACUCCAAAGCCACCUAUGCCACCCACAAAACCCACUGGCACAAAAGAAAAGCACGAUGCAGAGAACAAUGUUCCUGACCAGGAACAUAAAAAGCCUCUGUCUCCUCCAUUGCCUCCAGAUAAGAAGCUUAAGGAAAGCAUAACAUCAAAGGACAAUGUAGAUAGCAAGCAAGAGGACUCUGUAAGCCCAGAGGAGAAUGUGGAAGAAUCCCAAGCAACAAGUGAGGAGAACAGAGAGAACCUCAUUGAGGUCAGCAACAGGGGCAUAGCAAAAGGUCCAAUUCCUCUUCCUAAGAGCGUGCCAGACAAGCUAAAAGUAGCUUGGGACCAACCAGUCUCUGAGCCUAAAAACACAGAAGACUCGAAAUCAUCAGGAGACAGUAGUGAAGACAACCUUGCUGAGAUUGCUGCUGGAGAUGUCACAGAACCUCCUGUCCCUCCUAAGGUUCUGUCGGAAAAAAUGCUAGCCACAAUGAACUCCAGCCACGGUGACCUGGAAUCUGGGGGCUGGGAAGACCUGGAGUCUGGCAGCUCCAAGCUCCCAGUAAAUGGGAUCGCAGACGGCGAGGUAGCAGAGCUCACAUCCCCAACAGUUGAACCUGAAGAAGGAAAUGGGAGAACCUCUGCUGAGAAGGAAAAGCAAACUUCGGCAGAAGAGACAGAUAUUUCCUUAGCUACAGAAACACACCAUGAGAGUGUAAAAGCAACUGUUGAUAAGAAAGAGUCUGGAGAAAGCUCUUCGUGUCUCAAACUUCGCAGUUCUUCCCUGGGAGACUUGCUGUCUGAUUCCAAAAAUACACAGAGAGCACGUCCAGGCCCAGGUUUCCCAAAGGAUUCUCAUCAAUGCUUGGCUAAAAUGGAGGAGAAAGUUGCUAAUGAAAGGGAAAAGGCAGAAAAACUUCUGCAGAAGGUUUUACGUGAAGGGUUGGAACAGGCCCAGGAGGGGAAUGGACCCCCAGUGGUGGCAGAGACAUUGCUCAACGAGGCAGUAGAACAGCUUCGGCAAGCUACACAAGUUUUGCAAGAAAUUAAAGGGCUUGGAGAACUGAAAAAAGAAGCAACACAGAAACAGAAAGAAAAGCAAAAGGAUCUAGUGACUCUUUAUAGGAGAAGUGCACCCUGACAUACUCUUCAAAGAGAUUUCUUUCUCAAAAACAAAGCUAAACAUUUGCCAUUUAUGAUUUGUACCGUUGCUAGGCCAGUGUUUAAAAGGUGGUGUUUUGCUGUGCACACACCAUGUGUAUGGGACAGAACUGAGCUUUCAGUUAUAGCCUCUUUCUCUCUUUCUUCGUGUUGUACAUACCAGUCUGGUUCUAAUCCUGUUAGCACAGCAGAAGGUUACAGGACAUUGAACAGUUUCAGAAAUGUAAAUGCUCUUUAAAGACUCUGUCAAAAGUCCUUUCAAUGGAUCAGGCCUUAAAGAUUCGUGGUAAUCAAAGCCAGGUUUUUGAAAGGAGCAGAAUGGCUAUUCCAGCAAAAGCCCCUGUCUGUCUGUAUUUACCAGAUUACACUGGCACCUAUCUGGUUUUCCCAGUUAAAUAAUUCAAGGAUAGAUGUAGUCAGUGUUUGUUCACUUGCUGGCAAGGUUUCCCAGGCCACCUGGCCCAGUGACAUCCAGGAAUGUAAAGAUAAAUGGUUUAAUCUUCUCCAAAGAUACUCAUAAAACCACAUCCACAGUUAAAAAGUGACCUCACACAGAGGCAAAGAGCACUGGCCAAAUCCUGACUACGAGUAGUGUCCUCAGAUCUGGAGCAGCUGUGCGAAGGCUCUUCUGAGCCUGGCUCUGCAGAGCUUUAGGUGUGCUAAGCACUGCGUGAGUGAAUGCAAGUCUCAAUGCAUCAUUGCCAGGCAAGUAUUAAUUGUUCCUGUUUCAUUAAUAGGGAAUUUGAGGCAAAAAGGUUACAGUUGGCCUUUGAAGGAGUGUCUUGUAGCAGCACCGUCUGUUUAUUAUUGAAGACCAUCCCUAUCUGGUAACUCUGAACCCCCUUAUUGUUGUGAACAAUGAGCCAGGCAUUUGGAGAGCUUGUGUCCAGGAGAUUCCCAGGAGCUUCCUAAGAGAGCUGCCAUUAAGAAGCUUUAGGGAUGUGUGUUCCCUUAGCUGUGGGCUUGCUCUCUGUGUUGUCUCGGGAUGUUAACUGACAGGAGCAUGCACAUCAGGCAGCGGGGCUGGAUGAGAUCCCUCUUCCUAUUUAACACGUCUCUACCUGCUGUGUCCUGGCUAGCCUGAGAGCCAUGGCUUGGCACAGACAUCUGGAAUUGGACUACAUGGAGGGAAAGGCAUUUUGCACACACACCUCUGGGGCUGGUCCCAGUGGCUUUAGGAUAUUAAAAUAGAAAUGCAUUGCUACAGAAGGGACUGAGGAAGGCAUUGCAGAAUUCCCACAGCUUCCUGCCCACCUGCUGAAAGCAACCACAGUUCCUCUGGUCUUUAGUGAUUACAGCUGUGAUAAAAUCAUGUCUUUGCACUGCUGCUGUAUAAUGUACCUGAGCUGAGUCCCCUCCGCUAUUCUUUAUAGUUGUUCUGAGGAGAAUCAUAUGACAGCCCAAAGGGCUUCUCCCUUGCUUGAGUCAGAUUCUGGAAGCAUGGAAAAAGGUGAUCUUCCCAGUGUGGUUUUAAGGAGUGACACACCACCUAAGCUCUUCUCUCUCUGUCAUGUGGAAGGUUCUACACAGCCAAACACUCAGGGCUCAGGUGCCAAAAAGCUUUGCUUUGAGACAAAAAGUUUCCCACAUCCUAAGCCCACUCCCAGGCACACAGCUUGGAGCAAACUCUGGAUCUGUGUCAUUUGCUGCUGUAGAUUCAAUGUGAACCAUGGGUCUUCUUCACCUUUCCAGAUAUAGUUAGGACAAGGGCUAAUAACACAGACAACAGUCAGUGCCUAUCUGCUAUCUCAGUGUAUUUUUCUGCAUGUGCACUUUCGUUUACCGAACACUGUGUGGUAUGAAUGUGGGCUGUCAGAACCUGGCGUGCACUGGAAGUCGAGGGACAUCAGCUGCAGAGAGCAGGCAGGCGUUGCAAGAUGCAGUGCUAUAACAAGAGAGAAAUUUGAUGGGGAACAAAGGAGUUCAUACUAACAGAAACAUACACAAACCAGGGCAAACUCUGGGUACAGGUUCAUAUCCCAAAGCUGAAGCCAGUCCUAAACUCGAGGGUGGGCAAAUCGAAGCCUGGAAGUGAAAAUCCAGGAGAACGAAAACAGGUUAUGGAAUAACUCAGUCCCCUAAAUUACAUACAAAUGCUUUUGCUCUCAUGGGUGUUUUCUCGUGGCAGUGUGUUCUGUGGAUACCCAUCCGGCAAAGUGCUGAUGAAAAUACCCAGACAUCCGUAUCUGUUACAGCCAAACUUACAGGAUGUGCUUAUAUUUACUGUAUAUUUUUAUAUUAUACCGAAUAUUCUAAUGAAUAAAUGUCUGACAUUUUAAUGAAUACUCAUCAGUAAGAAUCUUAACAGAUUAAAAAACCCCUGUAUCUGUUAGGAAGUGGGCAAGUUAAAUCACUUUACAAGCUACAGCUAGUUACUGUAAUUGCUGUACUAACAGAACUUACUAGAUUUGUAUUAUGUCUUGUAAAUAGGUAUAACUUAAGCGGAAUCUCUGUAGCACCCAGUAACUCUACUGCUGAAAAUGCUAUAUUAGAGACUCUUUGCUUUUAACUAUUUUUUCUAGUAGGGUUAGAAGUUUCAUCCUAAGAUGUCUAGCCUGGCUGUAAGCCUGAUUCACCCGGACUCUGCAGGAAACAAAACCCCAUCAUGUUUCUUCUGCACUUUUCCCACUUGUUCUUCAUAUUCUGGUCAUGAGGCAGGCCCUGGCUAAGAAAGUGGGCUAAGAAACUGCCCUCUGUUUUUACAUGCUUCUCUGAAAAUGGCAGUGCUGGGCAUCAGAGACAGGAUCCUGGUCUGCUCUGACCCUACACAGCAACUCCCACCUUCAGUGUACAUCCUGCCACCAUGCACUUUUCUUUUACAUCUUCCUUUAAACUUACAUUUCAACUUCCACCUAAUUCUGGCUGCACUAAGGCUGGUUUUUGGUGCCUGAAACCCCCCUGGGCAUGGAGUGCUGGGGUGUGAGUCUGUGCUUUGGGCUGUGCCACCAGGUUACGUGUCUGUGACGGGAAGGAAGUGAGUUUGCAAGCAAGCAAGUGUGGAUGUCCAUCUGAAUAGCUGCUGCUGCAGCCCGUGGAAAGGCAGCACUUUGUCUCCUGCUUGUAAAGAGCUUUGAGAUUUGGCAAUAAAACCCCCUUUUAAAUAUCAA